AUGUCUGCUGCAUCUUCGCGUUCAUCUUCUUUCGUGUUCGAGGACGAGCCUGACGAACCCGCGCCUCCGUGUCGACCGUGGAAAUAUCUCGAACACCCGGACGCGAAGGAGUGGAAGCGCGGGCCACUGGAAGUUCAUGAUUACCCCAACCUGGGUGACUUCGUCGUGCUGUCAAUAGACGCUAUUGCGUCGGUCGCUCACCUUGACAUCGCUGCAAAGCAAGCCGCAAGACAGCUGCCAAGAAGGAAAUACGUCGCUCUCUGCCAUCAGACCACGGGCCUUCCUAUUCCUACGAAACCCACACAUCCAUACGACUUCCUCUUCGUUCGUCAAGGGAGACCGCAUCCAAGGCUUCUAGAUGUCGACUCUGAGGACUCUUGUAUCGCCGUCCUACCGAACAAUGUGGUCGUCUCAGAUCAACCUCCUGUGCGCCCAGCGUACCCAUUACCUUGGGAUGACUGCUACCUCGACACGACAUACGGCUUCCCUCACGGGUGUCGAGUGACAUGCAUCGAUCGAGACUAUGUCCCCGUUCUGCCCAUUCUUGACUCCGAAGCUAUGCGGAUAGAGCAGAGCUUGCAGGACCACUGGUCUCCUUUACUUGCCGAACGUAGAAGGCGCGAGGAUAAUUGGCCGGAACCCCUUGAUCUUGUCGCGCUCCCUCCCUUACCCUCUCCCCAAGUACACGAAGAGCAAACGGCGAAGGCGACACCCGUCCUCCCGCCUGCGGAGCCUUCACUUGAACCCACGUCAGCUGCGGAGAUGGGCGCGAAUCAGUCUCACCAUGCGGACGAUAACUAUGAUGCAGCCUCUCUCAUCGAAAGCGAUGACGAGAGUGAAGACAUACACUCGCCGGAGUCUGGAGGAGACGAAGAGCUCGACACAUUUCUCGCAUUCGAGACUAUGAUGAACGAUGUGGGCAGUCUUAGAGAUCCGGUGGUCAACGUUUGGUACGACCUUGAUAUGGUAACGAAGAUCGUCGACCCCAUUCAUUUCCUCGAAGAUGUCAAGCGUUUACGCAUUAUCGUCGACGAAGCGGAAAUACGUCUAGGUAUUCGUCCCGAUCCAGCGAUAGCAGAUCGCUCGUCGGUGUCAGGAACAUCGGAGGACAACGACUCUCAUGAUCAACCAGCGCUUUUGUCAUCGGUCAAUACAGCGGCCACCGUAGAUUCCGUGCAAAGUACACACAAGGACAAGCACACUCACUCCCUUACCAAACCAUCGUUAGGACUGGGAGCUCGUCUCGCCACCGCUUCCUCUCGGCUCUUAUCUCCUGCGCGCUCCCUCAUGCGGAGGCUGGUGUACAAACGCUCGAGUGCUGCAAGAAGCCGGGUAGCUCCAUGA
Peniophora sp. CBMAI 1063 is the source of this 1344-nucleotide messenger RNA. NCBI's taxonomy places the organism in Eukaryota, Fungi, Basidiomycota, Agaricomycetes, Russulales, Peniophoraceae. The record is from the annotation of a GenBank genome assembly.